AUGACUAACGAAACUCCAAAGAAGAAAUGGAUCAUGAACGCCUUUGCAAUGUUUGCACCUGGACAUCUCUCCCCCGGACAAUGGAAGCAUCCUGAUGACCGAGCCGGGAACUAUACUGAUUUAACGUACUGGACUGAUCUGGCAAGAAUACUUGAAGCUGGAAAGUUCCAUGGUCUCUUCUUAGCAGAUGUAUUGGGAAUAUAUGAUGUUUAUAAAGGCCCGGCCAAUAGCACUCCAGCGCUGGAAUCAGGAUCGCAAUUCCCAAUUGGAGAUCCAUUUUUGCUCAUAUCCGCCAUGGCUGCGGUGACAAAGUCCUUAUCAUUCGCAAUCACUGCAUCGACAAGCUAUGAAAAUCCAUAUGCAACUGCGAGAAAAUUCUCCACACUAGAUCACCUCACCAAGGGACGAGUAGGGUGGAAUAUCGUAACAUCUUAUUUGGAUAGUGCCGCCAAAGCUUUCGGACUGGAUGAGCAGAUACCUCAUGAUGAAAGAUAUGCCCGAGCUGAGGAGUAUCUAGAGGUAGUGUAUAAGCUUCUAGAAGGAAGCUGGAAGGACGACGCGCGUGUUCAAGACUUGCAAACUGGGAAGUAUAGUAUAGCAGAGAAAGUCAGAGCAAUUGAACAUAACGGAAAGUAUUAUAAAUGCAAUGCUACUCACCAGCUGCAUCCAUCAAUUCAACGCACUCCAUUCAUUCUCCAAGCCGGUGCUUCAACGGCAGGCAAGAAUUUUGCAACAAAACAUUCUGAAGCCAUGUUCCUCCCCGGACUUGAUCCACACAAAAUCCGGAAGGAGGUUGAUGCCAUCCGCGAGCAGGUGGUUUCCCAUGGGCGAUCUGCUGAUAGUCUCAAGAUUCUUGCCGGAGUCUUGGUGAUAGUUGACGAGACAGAUGAGAAGGCGCAAGCGAAAUACGAGGAGUAUCUGAAAUAUGCCGAUCUGGAAGGUGCGGCGACACUGUUUGGUGGGUGGACAAACCACGACUUGUCAAAGUACGGUGAAGAUGACGAUUUCAAAUUUACCGGAAGCGGUGCCAUUCAAUCGAUGGUAAACACCUGGUCUGCAACCAUUCCUGGAACAGAUGGUAUCAAAUGGACGCGUCGAAGGGUAUUGCAAGAGUUGGCUAUUGGCGGCGCACAUCCAAGAGCCAUAGGAUCUCCUCAAACUGUUGCCGACAAGCUGCAAAAAUUUAUCGAUGAAGCAGGUAUUGAUGGCUUCAACCUUUCAUAUGCGGUGUCUCCAGGCAACUUCGAAGACAUGAUCAAGUACCUUUGGCCUGAAUUGAGGAAGAGAGGUGUGUUCUGGGAUGAUUACGAGAAGGAGGGAAUCUCGAUGAGGGAGAGUUAUUUAGGUGACGGGAAGGGUGCUAGGCUGCGUGAGGACCAUCCUGGUGUAAAUUAUAGAUGGGUGGAUUGA
Glarea lozoyensis ATCC 20868 is the source of this 1410-nucleotide messenger RNA. RefSeq names its product Bacterial luciferase-like protein. Lineage: Eukaryota; Fungi; Ascomycota; Leotiomycetes; Helotiales; Helotiaceae. The record is from RefSeq and is a predicted model, not a curated record. The transcript is spliced from 3 exons. The coding region runs from base 1 to 1410 and encodes 469 amino acids. Gene Ontology annotation, molecular function: monooxygenase activity; oxidoreductase activity, acting on paired donors, with incorporation or reduction of molecular oxygen.